ACACUUAUAUGACUAACAAUUUUCAUAGGAAACAAGCAAUGAACAAGAUGGUGUUUUUCUUGCGGAGCUGACGUUGAAGGUGCGGGACUGCUUCGAUGCUGGCAAAGGACAGGAAGGGAGAUGAAGGGUGUUGUCUACAACAAGCUAACUGUAACCACUCUGCUUCCAGAGGUCACUGUUGUAGGGCCAAUUCAUGUUCUCAUACUUUUAAACGGUAUGAAGAGAGUGGAGAUAAGAUGGAGAUACUACCUUCUCCCCCUCCGAGAGGUCAGAGCAGUGCGCAGACAGUGCAAGCUCUCAAGCUGAAGAUUGAAGCAGGGACUCCUGAGAUGAGACGAAAGAUGAACAAAAAAGGAGAAUUGAGAUUGACCCCCCUGAAAAAUGGAGUAAAAUCACGUGGGGAAUCGAGCUUGUCACGUUCAGAUCUGAUGACGUCACGAAGUGAUGCGAUGACGUCACGUGGUGAUAUGAUGACGACACGAGGUGAUGUGAUGACGUCACGUGGUGAUAUGAUGACGACACGAGGUGAUGCGAUGACGUCACGUGGUGAUAUGAUGACGACACGAGGUGGUGUGAUGACGUCACGAGGUGAUGCAAUGACGUCACGUGGUGAUGUGAUGACGACACAAGGUGAUGCGAUGACGACACGAGGUGAUGUGAUGACGACACGAGAUGAUGCGAUGACGUCACGUAGUGAUGUGAUGACGACACGAGGUGAUGUGAUGAAGACACGAGGUGAUGUGAUGACGACACGAGGUGAUGUGAUGACGUCACGAGGUGUUCUCAUGACAUCACAUGAUGACGCAAUGACGUCACGCAGUCUUGUGAUGACGUCACGUACUGUCACAUCUACAGCCACUACUAGCUCUCCUAAUAUGAGUUUGAGAUCCGAGGGGAGUGGUCACAGUCUACACAAUCAAGAGGAAGUAUCAUUCGCAAGAAAUGGAGCCCCGUUAAGAACACCCAGUAUCAUGGACACAGCACGUACCCCCAUAACCCGUACAAGUGGAAAACAGUACACGCUCGGCAACAUACCACCCUCUUCUGACCACGAUACUGAGUACAUGAAGGAAGAAUUUGUCUCACGACUGAUGAAAGAAAAGGAAGAGCUGCUGAAAUUAAGGAAAAAGAAAGAAUUUCAGCGGGAGAAGAUCGUUGAAUUACGGCGUGAACUAGAGUGCAGGAAUACUGAUGAGAUGUUUAAUACGACUCCGGAACCAAGACAGAGACCAACAGAACUGGACCGCGUAAACUACAUCGUACAGGAAACUCCUAUGAAAUCCGACAGCAGCUCGAAUCCUUCACAGAGCCCAGACUCUGGCAGCUUCUCUCCCAGAUACCGACUCAGAGAUACUGAUCUCAAAAGCGAUGUCGCUAACCGCAUUUUAUUCUCUGAAGCUAACCAACGCAGCACUACCUCAAUAGUUUCAAACCAUGAUCUGACAGAGUUGCCGGUUCCAAUCUCUACCAAGAAGAGAUCACAAACAGAUAUCACCCCCGCAAAGAAUAGUGGGUUCCUGGGGAGGCGACCUGCUCCAUCUCAUACCCGAUCGAGGGACAGACUAGAUGAGAUACCUGCCACACCCACAAGGAGGGUAACGGUAGCUACUGCUCCCCCGACCUCGCAGAUAACGUCCACUUCGGAGCAUAGGCCUAGUAACUUUGAACCUCAAUCCAUGAUGACGACGCCAAUGCGACCUCGCACAAACGGUGUUGUUAAUUCUCACCGCAAUUCCGACAGCGAAAUCAAUUUGAUAAAAAACGGUGUGCGAAAAUCACCCCGUGAUUUUAAGCCAGCGACGCACGCAUCAUCCAUGUCCCAAAUAGACUCCUUAGGAACCCAUGUUAACCACCCCACUUCCGCACCCAAGUUAAACUUAAACCCAUCUGAAGAGGAAAGAUUCAAUGCCCUACCCCCUGAACUCAACUCCCCCUACAACGAACGAGCUGUAGACUGCGGCCCACCUCCAGAGGACAACAACCGCAAGAAUUUCUCCUUAGAACGGGGAGGCGCUAAACUCACUCCGCAUGGGUUUGACGUGGUGAGGACUGUAGUGAGGACUGAGGGUGGGGAGGGAGACAGAGAGGUUAACCCUACUCUCCUGGCUCCUUUCAGAAGGAGGAGCCGGAAGGAUAAGGACGUGAACAGUAACAAGGACAAGUGUAACACACAAUGAUCUUUCUGUCACGCAAUAUUACGACAUUACUGACAUACGUAUGUAAUAAGAAAGAGAGCCUUGUUUCGCAGAUUUAGGUUAGGAUAUGAGCUUAAGUUGGCAGAUUUAAUGAAAAGAGAUACGUUGGUGUUGAUUGUUGAAUAAUAUGUUGAAUUCCACAUUACUUGGAGACUGUGACAAGAAGACAUUAACUUCGUUCCAUUGACAAGAAAAUGAAUAUUCCAUUGAAGAGUAAGCUGUCACGUGGGGUGAGAUCUGUAUACAACUAAUUGGUAUUUUCAAAGAAAGCUUCCUGUCGUGACAGCUUAACUUUAACGUCAGAGAUAUUUGUCAUUUUUACUCAGGUGUUAUUAAAAUUGUGUCACUGGUAUCGGCAUACACUGCUAUGCACACAUUACACAAGGUAUUCAAGUGUUUUAAAAAGCAUUUACCUUUUUUAAGGAUUUUGAUUAAUUUUGGACGACCCAGAUUGACAAUGGGUAAAUUUAUAACUAAGAGUUAUGUUUUAUUUCAGUUAACUUAUAUCUCAGUAAGUUACGAUAUAAUAUGGUUCAAGGAAGCCUGCUUUACCGAUUCAGAAGAUAGCCUGAUACGGUUAUUACUUUUAUCGCGAGACAAUCAAGCGCUUUUUCGAUGCAUUUUCAGCAAGCGGAUUUGAUUGUUUUUUAUUUGAGUCGGUAUGGACACACAUCUUUUGUACUUUUUAGAGACCCUAUGUUUAGAGAGUUGCAAUUGCAUAUUUAAAUAUUUGAGAAUUGUAGAAAAUAACAUGUAUCUUGAACUUUUAACUUUAUUUGUGUUUUAGAUGAUGAAUUUCAUUUUUAAUUGAUGGGAAUUUCAUCUGAGAAACCAGAAGCAGCACCGAAUUAAAUACAAAAUAAAUUAAAACACUUGUAUGUUGGCGAAAGGAAAAUUAACUACAAUCAGCAAUACCCAUCUUGAGAUCCAAAACCACGAGUACGGUCCACUUUUCCUGAGCUUCAACUCAAGAAUACAACUCAGGCUACUAAACAUUUCCCACUGCUCAAGUUCAUUUACUCGGAAUCCUGUCUUUUUAUCUCUAUGUGUUUACAUGCAUCCAUAUUAAAUCUACAUGGUGCUCAUGAUUUUUGUUUUUGAACUACACAAAAUAAGAAUAUUUUUAAAAUCUCAGAUUUUAAAGUUCGUAUCAUAAAAACUGUAGGACGAUAUCUAAUAAUAAUAAUUUAACGUAUUUACAAUUUAAUAUAGAUGCUCCGCGU
This is a messenger RNA of Bolinopsis microptera, 3418 nucleotides long. RefSeq lists its product as uncharacterized. Lineage: Eukaryota; Metazoa; Ctenophora; Tentaculata; Lobata; Bolinopsidae. The record is from RefSeq and is a predicted model, not a curated record. The transcript has 9 exons. The coding region runs from base 96 to 2177 and encodes 693 amino acids.